AUGGCCAAGGAACCAAGUUUAGGCCACGCGAGAGCUGAUUCAGCCAUGAACGAAAUUGACCCGACCACAAAGACUAUCAUCACGGCGCAAGACUUCUGUAGUGCCGUGUCUUCUUUCGCAUCUCACGACAGCGUCAAAGCACUCACAGAGGUUCUUGACCUUCUGCCGCAGCGAGAGAAUGAUAUCAUAUCACGAGACAAUACAAUACGAGCCUUGAAGAAUGAGUUAGCUACGAAAAAUGAACUGCACAAAGGACAUACCCAACAACUAAUGUCAGAUCUCGAAGAUAGAUUUAAAAGUUGGAUCAUGGAGAAGAAAGAGCUCGAGAGCGAGGUGAAAGAAGUGAGAGACAUAUCUGAAGCAAAGGAUAAGGCGUUGGAAUUGCUUCGAGAAAACCUGGAAACGAGCAGAUCCAGAGCUGAAGAUCUCGAAAGAGACAUUGCUCAAAAGACUAUGAGGCUGAAAGAGAUGAUUCAACAGGUUAGUGUAAUGGAAGGGAGGCUGCAAACGAUGCAAGUAGACGAGAAGAAUUUUCUCCAAGAGGCAGAGAGAUCACGCAGCGAGAUUGAUGCAAUAAAAAAGUCUCUAGAAGAUAGUGAGAAGAUGAAUCAGACCUUGGAGGAGAAAUUCGCAAAAGCAAAGAAAACUCUCGACCAUUACCUGCAGUAUUCCGUGGAGAUGAAGAAGCUAGACUUGUCGGAAACGGCUGAAAGAAUCGAAAAGAUUUGGCAAUCCUCAAUAAGUUCGAUCGCGGAUUUCGUGGGUCAAGACCUUCCAGAAGACGUCUUGCAGAUUGAUUGGAACGAGCUCCGCAAGAAGAACGUAUUCAAAGACCAAAUCCCACUUCCUCGGACCAAUUCUGAUAUCGCGAAGCUAAUGCGAGUCGCGAUGGUCAUCGAAGCCUUUGCAACGCUUGUUGAUAGAUUCGUAUUCCAACCAACGUAUUUACUAAACGAAACCAGCCGGCUGCGGGAGAUUCUGUGUCAGCAAGCGAGUACCGAUCCGGGUAGAGAAAGAUUCGCUCGGGGUAUCCUCCUUUCUAUGUCUUCGGAUUCGCAAGAGGUAAACAGCAAGGAUGGGGACGACGUUCUCGACUCGGUUCUAGACGAGUUGCUGAGAAAUUCGAUGAUGCGGAGUCUGUUCACCGCUCAAGAUAUUUCCUCCUUUGACAAAGAAUUGACGGACUUGGUAAUCCAGUUUCAAGAAGAAUGGGAGAAAGUCCAACGUGGCAAGCAGAAGCUCGAAGCAGAUUUUUGCUACUCCAACUCGACCGACCAUACAUGGAACGUUAUCAGCAUGCGUGCUACGAAAUACAAAGAAGAUCAACACAGCGAACUGUUUUCCGAUAGUGGUAUCUACCAGGAGGAUGAUAUCGUCAUUGUUCCACAAGUCUACGUUAUCACAAAGGGAGAGGAAAAGACACCACUGACGCACGGUUUUCUCCUUCGAAAGGCUGACCUGGAUGCUGCAAAGGACGAAGCUCGCAGAAAUCCUCCAACAGCCACGUCUUCGCGCGCACCUCCAGGCCACCAGCGACGCAGGCGGCCAUCCCAGACGACCACAGUGACUAGUCAAACAUCAUCAGGCCCCAGUAGACAUAGAAGCGAUCGUAUUGUAUCUCGAGCUCGUGGGGUGCUAGGUGUCUGA
Messenger RNA from Alternaria burnsii, 1647 nucleotides. RefSeq lists its product as uncharacterized. The coding region runs from base 1 to 1647 and encodes 548 amino acids. The record is from RefSeq and is a predicted model, not a curated record. Lineage: Eukaryota; Fungi; Ascomycota; Dothideomycetes; Pleosporales; Pleosporaceae. The transcript is spliced from 3 exons.